GUCAGCGCGGCGGCUUCCAGAGAGUUCGGAGACGGCGGCGGAGCGGCGGCGGCGCACACCACAGCAGCCGGGAAGAUGGUGAAGGAGACGGGUUACUACGACCUGCUGGGCGUGCGGCCGGCCGCCAGCCUGGACGAGAUCAAGCGGGCAUACCGGCGCCUGGCACUGCGCUACCACCCCGACAAGAACCCCAGCGAGGGCGAGCGGUUCAAGCAGAUCUCGCAGGCCUACGAGGUGCUGUCGGACGCCCACAAACGGGCGCUGUACGACCGCGGAGGAGAGCGAGCCAUGAAGGAGGGAGGCCUGGGGGGCCGCGGGGGAGGCGGCGGCUUCGGCUCCCCCAUGGACAUCUUCGACCUCUUCUUCGGAGGGGGAGUGAGGAUGCGAGGCCGGGCAGACAGGAGAGGGAAGACGGUGGUGCACCAGCUGUCUGUGUCGCUGGAGGAUCUGUACAACGGCUCCACACGGAAGCUGUCCCUGCAGAAAAACAUCAUCUGCCGCAAGUGUGGAGGCUGCGGGGUGCGGGAGGGCGCGCAGAGGAGGUGCCCCAAGUGCCACGGCUCGGGCAUGGAGGUUCGCAUCCACCAGCUGGGGCCCAGCAUGAUCCAGCAGAUCCAGACCGUGUGCUCGCAGUGCCAGGGCCAGGGCGAGUGGAUCCGGCCCCGCGACUGCUGCCUCACCUGCAACGGCCGCAAGGUGGUGCGAGAGAAGAAAAUCCUCAGCGUGCACCUGGAUAAAGGCAUGAAGGACGGGCAGAAAAUCACCUUCCACGAGGAAGGGGACCAGGUGCCCGGCCUGGAGCCCGGGGACAUCAUCAUCGUGCUGGAUCAGAAGGAACAUCCUGUUUUCCGGCGCAGCGGCGACGACCUGAUUGUCAGGAGGGAGAUCAGCCUGGCAGACGCCCUGUGUGGGUGCAGGCAGGUGAUCCACACCCUGGACAACCGCACCCUGCUCGUGUCCUCCCCGCCAGGUGAUGUGAUCCGACCCGGGGACCUCAAGUGCAUCCCCAACGAGGGCAUGCCCGUCUACAGGAGCCCCUUCCAGAAAGGAAAACUCAUCCUGCAGUUCGAGGUGAAGUUCCCCGAGCCGGGCUGGCUCCCUACCGACCGCCUGCGGCAGCUGCAGGGCUUCUUCCCGCCGCAGGAGGAGGUGAUGGCCACGGAGGACACGGAGGAGGUGGAGCUCAGCGAUUACACGGCUCACAGCGGGCCGGGCCGGCGGCCCUACGCGGGGGAAGCUUAUCACGAGGAUGAUUUCGAGGAUGGCAUGAGGCAGCAUGUGCAGUGCCAGACCUCAUAGCGGGAUGGGGCCCGGCAGCAGGCGGGGCGCAGGCGGGGCAGGGGAGGGGCUGCCACCUUCAGGGAUGUAUAUAGGGCGCCUUUCCGACAGCACUGCACCUUCCCCGGCCCCACAGAGCCGGCAGAGCCCCCCUGCCCUGCCGGGUGAGCCCCCUGCCCGGUGAGCCCCCUGCCCGGUGAGCCCCCUGCCCUGCCACGGGGGGCACGGCGUGGGCUCCAGCUGCCACUGCUGGAUUGGAGCAGUAACACAGGGGGUACCCGCCGCCCCUGCCUCAGUUUCCCCAUCUGCAGCGUGGGGAGCAGGGGAAGUGCCCCAGUCCCACCCCCGCCCUGGGGAGCUGCUGCCCGGGCCCCCAGCUCCUUGCUUUGCCCGUUUCUUUCCUUACUGGAGCCUGGCUGUAGGCCUGGGAUGCAGAGGGGGUGGCUCUUUUCUCUUUGCACAGGACAGGAGGGGUUGGGGGGGACCCGUCCCUUUCCUUUAAUUUAUUUUUGGAAGAAUUUUAGAAGUUAUUCUUUUUUUUUUUUUUUUUUUUUUUGCGGGGUGGGGCAGAGAUGAGGGGGGUGGUGACUU
Melospiza georgiana is the source of this 1869-nucleotide messenger RNA. Its product is annotated as dnaJ homolog subfamily A member 1-like. Gene Ontology annotation, molecular function: ATP binding; Hsp70 protein binding. Lineage: Eukaryota; Metazoa; Chordata; Aves; Passeriformes; Passerellidae. The coding region runs from base 76 to 1299 and encodes 407 amino acids. The record is from RefSeq and is a predicted model, not a curated record. Gene Ontology annotation, cellular component: cytoplasm; cytosol. Gene Ontology annotation, biological process: protein refolding; response to heat. The transcript is spliced from 8 exons.